Rangifer tarandus platyrhynchus (Svalbard reindeer) is the source of this 741-nucleotide messenger RNA. The record is from the annotation of a GenBank genome assembly. Lineage: Eukaryota; Metazoa; Chordata; Mammalia; Artiodactyla; Cervidae.
AUGCCAAGAAGUUGGGGUUGCCACAGGCGGGCAGAUGGCACGGUAUUGGUGCCUAAAUGUCUCCGCCACCCGGAAGAGUGGAUAUGGGUACGGAAGGAAAAGGGAGUGGUUGAGAAAGAAGCUUUCCAGCGUCCAUCCCGACAGCGCCCCCUGCGGCUGACACCAAAAUCCGACCCUGACAAGUCCCCAGACUCCCAAGACGCUGGCUUCAUCCGCUCCCGGCCCAGCGCCAAGUAUUCCUGGCGCAGGGGAGGCAGAUGGCCUCCGCUGAGAGGCCCUCAGGGUGGGCCGGAGCUCUCUGAGCUGGCCAGAGGCCACAGCCCAGAGCAGCUUUGCUGGGGGAAACUGGAAAUUCGACUUCCCCACAGUGAGCGUGGCCAGCUGGAGGCCGCCUCCUGCCAGCUGGCAGAGGAGGGGGGUGGGGGACAGGAAGUAGUGUGGCCAGGCACCUGCCCAGCCCCCCACGUGACAGGAGCCACCGGCAUUUACAGCGUGAAGCCGCUGGAUGCCCCAGUGGAGGUGCUAAGCCACAGAGGCGGUGGGGCCCCGCCAGUCCUGGACAGAUGGAAAGAUGUUAACAACUCGAAAGGAAGACUGAGUUGGCGGAAGGAGCCUGGGCCAGCCCCGGAAGCCCAGGAGUGCCAGCCCAGCCCGCAGCUGACCUGGGCGCCGCACCCCUGCCACGGGAUCCGUUCCAGUCCCCCCAGCAGGGGCAAGGGGGCACUGCAGAGACCCAGCUGA